Molecule: messenger RNA, 1732 nt
Organism: Mangifera indica (mango)
Lineage: Eukaryota; Viridiplantae; Streptophyta; Magnoliopsida; Sapindales; Anacardiaceae
Product: serine carboxypeptidase 24-like
Exons: 9
Coding region: 118-1512 (464 amino acids)
Biological process (GO): brassinosteroid mediated signaling pathway; proteolysis
Molecular function (GO): serine-type carboxypeptidase activity
Source: RefSeq, a predicted model, not a curated record
CCCAUAUUGUUGUAGGCAUUAAUAAGCUCAGCUAAGAUCAGCACACAGCUGUAGAAAAUAAAUAGCCGAAGAAGAAGAAGGAGAGUAAGACAAAGAGAGAGAGAGAGAGAGAGAGAGAUGGCAUUUCUGAAAGAAUAUUUUCUCUUCUUAACAAAAUUUUCCCUGGUUUUCUUCACUUCAAUCACUGCCAUUGCUGCUUUGAGCACUAAGCAGCAAGAGCUAGAUCGAAUCUCAGCUCUUCCUGGACAGCCACCAGUUAAGUUUCGACAGUUUUCAGGCUAUGUAACAGUCCAUGACAGCCAUGGAAGAGCUCUCUUUUACUGGCUUACAGAAGCCACCGCCACUCCGGAGAAGAAGCCUCUUGUUCUUUGGCUCAAUGGAGGGCCCGGUUGUUCAUCAGUGGCCUAUGGAGCCUCGGAAGAAAUAGGACCUUUCAGGAUUAACAGAACUGGUUCAUCUCUUUAUCUCAAUAAUUAUUCCUGGAAUACAGAAGCAAAUCUUCUCUUCCUUGAAUCACCUGCUGGAGUUGGAUACUCCUACACAAAUACAACCUCCGAUCUUAAAGAUUCUGGUGACAAGCGUACAGCUCAGGAUGCUCUGAUAUUUCUCAUCAGAUGGAUGUCCAGAUUUCCACAAUACAAAUACAGAGAAUUUUACAUUGCUGGGGAAAGUUAUGCAGGGCACUAUGUUCCCCAGUUGGCCAAGAAAAUCAUCGAUCAUAAUAAAUCCAAUUCACGCCCCGUCAUCAAUCUGAAAGGCUUCAUUGUAGGAAAUGCUGUUACAGACAGCUACCAUGACAGCAUUGGAACGGUUUCAUACUGGUGGACACAUUCAAUGAUUUCCGAUCAAACAUAUAAAUUGAUCCUCAAAUAUUGUAACUUCACAGCAGAGAAGAGCUCUAAGGAAUGUGACACUGCUGUAAAUUAUGCAAUAUAUCAUGAAUUCGGAGACAUAGAUCAGUACAGCAUUUAUACACCAUUUUGUAUGCAACUUCCUAAUCAAACAACAAGGCCUUUGAGGCUGAAAAAUACUCUUUUGCGGAGAUGGGUUUCUGGAUAUGAUCCUUGUACUGAGAAUUAUGCAGAAAAGUACUAUAAUCGUCCGGAUGUCCAGAAGGCACUGCAUGCUAAUAUUACAGGAAUUCCAUACAAAUGGACAGCCUGCAGUGAUGUUCUUAUUAGUAAUUGGAAGGAUUCUGAAGAUUCUAUGUUGCCAACAUACACAGAGCUGAUUAAAACUGGUCUCAGAAUCUGGGUUUUCAGUGGAGACACAGAUUCAGUGGUUCCAGUGACAGCCACAAGGUUUUCCCUUGGCCAUCUCAAUCUGCCAAUCAAAACUCCAUGGUAUCCUUGGUAUUCAGGCAGCCAGGUUGGAGGCUGGACAGAAGUUUACCAAGGGCUUACAUUUGCUACAGUCAGAGGAGCAGGCCAUGAAGUUCCACUAUUUCAACCCAAGAGAGCUUACAUUCUUUUCAAAUCAUUUUUAGCAGGAAAGGAAUUGCCAAAGUCAUGACGCAUUUCCUGGAGAAGAUAACUACAAUUUAUUGCAGAACUUCCCUAUAAAAAUUAUGGGUGAAGCCACUAGAGUAGCAAUGAUUCAUUCAAAUUAGUAUUUGUAUUAUUGAGACACCUUAAAUUUGUUGUGUUAUAGCAGGAAGCAGCAGAAGAGAGAUCUAAGAUCUUUUCUGUUAAGCAAAAUAGCCUCUUGCCUGCAUCUCUCUUGCAAUUUGUUA